Molecule: messenger RNA, 3258 nt
Organism: Microstroma glucosiphilum
Lineage: Eukaryota; Fungi; Basidiomycota; Exobasidiomycetes; Microstromatales; Microstromataceae
Exons: 1
Coding region: 1-3258 (1085 amino acids)
Source: RefSeq, a predicted model, not a curated record
AUGGGUGCCAUCACCCUCACCUCGCCAGCGGGCUGGAAGAUCUUCCGCUCCCCAGCAGACUCGUCUUCCAACUCUACAGGCACGGCUCUUACGCCUCCUACCGUUGAGACACAGCCACCUCCCGUGUCGCAGCUCGUCCGUACAGGCGGACAAGAAUCGAACAGCUCAGAGGAAGUCCUUCAAAGUCAAGCCACUCCCGGCACCACACGUAUAGAACAACCAAAGGCGGCUACUUCAGCUCCUGCUACGUUGCGCCCCACUCCCAAGGCGACGGCUGCGAGGCGACCCAUGUCCUUCAUCGCCACGUCCAAAGUCAAGACAUUUGGCAAACCACUGGCGCUUGCCUCUGUACAGCAGCAGCCUCCUUCCACCAACCCGCCACGUACAGUGGAAGGGUCUGGCCUGCUACGCUCGCUGGCAGCCAAGAAGCGCCUGCCUCGAUGGUUAUCCCGGAGCUCAGACGCAAUGCAGAUCUCCAAGCCUCAGCUCGUAUCCCACUCUUCCUCUCACCCUGUCUCGCCAACUCCCCUGGAGUCGAUCUUGCUCCUCGGAAGAGCCGAGACGGCUCUCGGUGUUCCGGCUAGCUUGAGUAAGGAAGUCAACGCAGGAUUUUCUUGCGUUACUUUCGAGCAGGAGAGAGAAGGGGUAGCCCGCAAGAGGAGUGCAUCUAUGAGUACCGCGCAGCUACUGGAAGAGGCGGCUACUAAGCUCAUGGGGGAGAGGUCUGCUGCAAAGAUGGCAGCGGGACAGGGCAAGGUCGUUCCUCCUGUCAAUAGCAAAGACGCCAAAGCUCAGGGGAAGACAAGCGUGGAUAUAAUUACCAGAGACGCCAAGCUACAAAAUGGUCUGCGUCAAGUUCUCAAUCAGAACAACAAGUCUACUCCAGCCCUCCCAUCCUGUGCCACUGGCACUGCCACUACCGCUGGCAACCCUCUCCCUUCAGAUAUACCUUCGCAUUCCAUCUCUCGCAAAGCCGUCCCGAAACUUCCGGACUGUGAUUCUGAUUUCCUACCGCAGGAGCUACCACUGAAAAGCGAGAUGCUCUACCCUGGAAUUUCCGGCUCUGUACAUCUCUCAGGGGAUGGACCGACGAUGCAUAGCAUUGUUGUUUCUCGUGCUGAAGAUGAUUUUGAGCGUUUUGGGGGCAAUGCAGAUGAAGUGGCUGUUCAGGACGCACUCAAGGGCAAAGUCAUCGACCUGACAAAGGAGGUCGAGGCGUGGAAGAAGAGCAAGCUCGCUUUACGCGCCAGUAGACUGAAGCAAGAGCAGCACGAGAAGGUCAGAAGGGUCAGAGUACAAGAGGUGGCCGUCGUCGAAAGGGACGCAAAGCCAGAGGAGAAGAUGUCGGAGCGUACAGUCACCGCUCCUGAGAAAUCAAUCGCAGAACUCCCCCGAGCGAUACCUGCAGUUCACCCUGCCACUCCAAGCAAGAAUCGAAUGUCUCGCUCCUCCAAUGGGAGCCAGCGCUCCCGACCUCCGUCUGUCCCUUUGCCCUCUUUGCCGAAUACGCCAAGGAAGCAACAGCUGCCAUCUCAGCAGCGCGCCACUGCACAGCGUAAAGUCAGCGAGGCGGCUACGCAGACUAGCGAGCUGGCAUUUGUUGUCACGCAUCGCGAGGAGGGAAGCAGUGGCAAGACUCAGCGCGAGGUAAAUGUUGUCGAUGCGGCGGCUCCGCUCAUUGAUUUGGACAGCCCGGGUGCGGUGCCUGGGCAAAGUGCGAAUCAAAGCUCGCCUACAAAGGGAGCUGACCUUCCCUCUGGCCCUAGCGCUUCGGCUGCGGAAGAGACGGUCACGUUCAUCUCACAGGAAGAGGCCAGCUUGGACUUUGGCAGUCUGGGCCCUCCGACCGAUUCUUCUUGUCUGCCGAGUAGUAACGCGGCUGGGCUCAACAGCAAGAGCAAGUACGGUGCGGGUGCUAAUGGAGGUGGUCAGAGGGAUGGUAAGCUUGCGACUACUCAGCCGCUUGUCGUAGAAGACCGUCGUGAGGUACCUGUCCCCAACUCAUCCGAGAGGUACAGAUCUAGCAAUACUCGCCCAGCCCUGAAAGAUCCUCGAGACGAUCGAGCUCUCGAGACACAAUUUUGGUCCCUUCUAGCUCAAGUCCAAGCCAGAGAGUACGGCUAUGCAGACGCUCUUGCCGAUGAGCUGAAUCUCGAGCCCGAGACUGGAGCCUCCUCGACUUCCACCCUCUCUUUUGCUGGAAUUCGGGACUGGAGGGAACGCGUAGCAAGCGAGGCUGGGCGAUUGAGAAAGACGCAGCACGCACCUGUGAGGGAGGUGUUCCCUGCCACCGCUCGAGACGAGAGACAGAUGCCACACGUGCUCAGGGCUGUUUCUGGCCAUAGUGUGACGCCACAUGAUGGUGGACAGUGGGAAGACAUGGAUCUGCCAAGUACAAUCUUUCCUCCGACAUCCACUCUUGCGACUAGAGGCAGUGCGAGUCAGGUGACCGAGACGAAGGCCCAAGUCCAGCUAGCUCAGGCGGGCAACGAAGGGAUCAAGCCUGAAGCUCCUAUCAAGCUCGUGAUCCCUCCCAUUCAGGUACAAGCGCACGUCUCGACAGCGUCGUCAUCCAUGCUCUCCUGGGGCACUCGCUCCCGCCGCACCCUCAGCGAACACGAAGCACAGCGCCUCUUUGGCUCUCUUACAGCUGUGCCUCAUCCUGGUGAGGAGUGGGGCGUCAAGAGUGGCGCCGCGGGUGGUUUUGAAGAAGGGUUGUUGCAGCCGGGAGAGGAUCACCUUGGCGAGGGUGAGAGGGGAAGGAAGAGGCAAUCACGCAAUACGUUUGGAGUCGCUAGCUUUGAUCAGGGACAGAAAGCAGGUCAGCUUGCAGGGACAAAUGCAUCCAGGGGCAUAGCUUUGGCUGGUCACAAUACCGUGACCAGAACGACUACCACGACUAGGGCCACACAAUCGGUCGUUAGCAUUACCCAAUCCACCUCUGGGCCAAUACCUCAAGCUCCUCCCGCCUUUGCUUCUCUCGACACAGGACUAGCUCAGCAACAGACCCUCCCCGCCUCAACGUGCGAGUCGACUUCGACGCCAACAGCUCAGCGCCUCUGUGUAGACCUCAGCUCGGCACUCGACGUAGGCAAGGACGAGCACCUGCAGCGUGCUCUGGAACUCGUCGCUCAUCGCAUCGGUAUUGCGAGCGAGGAGCUGGAGAGACUGAAGAGGGAUCUGCACCUCAUUGCCCGGGCUAAGGGUGAGGGAGCAGCCGUGACUGCUGCAACGGACGUUGUGGCCAUCGAAGCGUGA